Messenger RNA from Striga asiatica, 615 nucleotides. The record is from the annotation of a GenBank genome assembly. NCBI's taxonomy places the organism in Eukaryota, Viridiplantae, Streptophyta, Magnoliopsida, Lamiales, Orobanchaceae.
AUGGGAAUAGAAGAGAGCUUUGCCUGCUUCGAAGACUAUCUCGACAUCAUCAAUAGGCUCUGGCCUUCCGCUGGCAAGGAUAGACUGGGAAGAAAGACCUACCCGGAAAGCGAGACUACCUAUUCGACGAGAAGGUGCAAGCAGCAUCACCAACAAGAAAUGCUAGUGAAAGAAGAAGCACAGGAAGCUAUUAGUCUCUCGCUUGGGUCACCAUCCUACCCGGAUACACUUUUUGCCUACCUUGGGUUCACUGACAGCAACCGAUCUUCCGCAGACGGCAUCGAAGAGAGAAAGAGAAGUCCCAGUGACAAUUGGAAAGAUCCUUUCUCUAACGCGAUACCUGUUCCAAGCGCUUUCUCUGUCCUAAUCUCCAAUCCAAUGGACCUGCUUUUGAGUUCGAAGUCAAUAAGUAUGAUUCAGAAGAUUAAGUCGUUGGCUGCUUCAGAAGAUGAAGGAGUUUACCUGCCUGUUCCUCAAUGGUACUUCUCGCCAUAUCUAUUGAAGUCCUGUAUCCCGAGGUACGAGCCAUUAGGGAUAGAAUCUUUAAAGAAUAACUCUAAAGCUGGGGUCUUAAACAACCGUAGGAACAAGCGCUCCUGUGCUCCGCAAGCCUGA